AUGGUCACUUUGAUCAAUUACAGAUUAAAGGUCGUUUUAAACGACGGAAGAUCUUUAGUCGGUCAAAUGUUGGCAUAUGACAAACAUAUGAAUUUCGUCCUGGCUGAAUGUGAAGAAUUUAGAACGGUCAAAGUGACAAAAGACGCUCCUCCGAACGAACCCACUCCUACAGUCCAACAAAAACGUACACUCGGAUUGGUCAUUCUUCGCGGCGAAACAAUAGUCUCGGUAACAGUUGAGGGUCCUCCACCUGCACCACAAGAGGAUAAGACGGUAGCUGCUGGUCCAGGACGAGGUAUGCCAGCUGGACGUGGGAUGCCUCUGGGAGCGGGUAAGUCUUAA
Tremella mesenterica DSM 1558 is the source of this 342-nucleotide messenger RNA. RefSeq lists its product as uncharacterized. The record is from RefSeq and is a predicted model, not a curated record. Gene Ontology annotation, cellular component: U4 snRNP; U2 snRNP; catalytic step 2 spliceosome. Gene Ontology annotation, biological process: mRNA splicing, via spliceosome. The transcript has 3 exons. Lineage: Eukaryota; Fungi; Basidiomycota; Tremellomycetes; Tremellales; Tremellaceae. Gene Ontology annotation, molecular function: RNA binding. Bases 1 to 342 code for a protein of 113 amino acids.